CCUAUCAUAAGCCUUUUGAAGAAAGCCAGCAUCGUUGGCUUGUGCAGCCUAGGGUUCAGCCGAUCACAUGCACGCUGGAGAUGACCGGAGAGAAGCUUUGCGAAACGGAUGUAAGCAGCACGUCCAAGAAUCCUUACACUUGCGAGUCCACCAUGUUUCACAAUGUUGAGGAGACAGUACAGAUCGACUGCUCGCUUAAGCUCGCAGCCACACAGAUUGCUCUAUUCGUCUACGUUGUCGUCUGGCGCGACUCGAUUGUAAAGAGCAUCGUUUUGUAAGAUUCAUGCUUCCUUUGCGAU
Protomyces lactucae-debilis is the source of this 299-nucleotide messenger RNA. RefSeq lists its product as uncharacterized. Lineage: Eukaryota; Fungi; Ascomycota; Taphrinomycetes; Taphrinales; Protomycetaceae. The coding region runs from base 81 to 278 and encodes 65 amino acids. The transcript has a single exon. The record is from RefSeq and is a predicted model, not a curated record.